AUGACCCGUCAUCCAACCGUGAAGGCUGUCCCAGUAUCUACCGUGAAACUCCAGUAUGGUGCUCAAUUUUUUGAAGCUGCCUUUGCUCGUUUCAUGGUUCAGGUUUUCCUGAUGUUUCAGGUUGAACAGGCGGCUGCGAACAUAUACCUCCCAUUCCAGCGUCUCCCGGUGUUCCAUAAGAUCAAGUUCUGGAUCAAGGAUCCAUUUCACCGUGGACUUGGUUCAGAGACAUCGGACGCCGUCCACGUACGUCCAUCGCGUCGAGAUUCACGCGAGCGCGAGGUGCCCGCCCGCUUCGACACAGUGCUCGUCAAUCUGGGCGUAGGCACGGGUACGGACAUCCGGGGU
Molecule: messenger RNA, 348 nt
Organism: Gloeophyllum trabeum ATCC 11539
Lineage: Eukaryota; Fungi; Basidiomycota; Agaricomycetes; Gloeophyllales; Gloeophyllaceae
Exons: 2
Source: RefSeq, a predicted model, not a curated record